AUGGUAAGCAACUCGUUUUACAGAAAAUCCUUUAUUGACUCCUCAAUACAGGUAGCUAGGCUUUACGGUUUUCAAGGCCUCGACUUUUUCUGGUAUUAUGUAAUCACAAAGUCUGACAUGUUCAAUAUGGGCAUUCUCUUUGAAGAGUGGCGAGCUGCUAUCCAACUGGAGGCGAAAAACUCUAGCCAGUCAGAACUGAUCUUCACCGCAGCGGUUUAUUAUUCAACAUCAACGCCUUCGGGAAGCACUUACUCUGUAAACUCAAUAGCACAAUAUUUGGAUUGGGUUCAUGUGCUAGCUUCUGAGUACAGUCGUCCGGGCCGGUACAACUUUACUGGCGUUAAUGCAGCUUUGUAUGACCCAGCUGGUGUUAAAAAUACAGAUUAUGGUAUAAGGGAAUGGAUUAACGCAGGAUUAUCAGCUAAUAAGUUGGUUCUCUUAUUACCUUUCUAUGGAUGUGAAUGGACGCUUGUGAACUCUAAGGAUGACAGUAUUGGUGCUCCAGCAGCAGGACCAGCUAAUAAAACAACAUAUGGUUUUUUGACCUACAAGGAGAUCAAGGAUGAGAUACAGCGACAUGGUCCUAAUGUUCAAGUCAUAUAUAACGAAACUUAUGUUGUGAAUUACUUCACAAUUGGAACAUCUUGGAUUAACUUUGAUGAUGUUGAGGCCAUUAAAGCUAAGGUUUCUUAUGCCAAGGAGAAGGGGCUGCUUGGCUACGUCGCGUGGCAAGUCUCCUUUGAUGAUAAUUGGGCACUUUCUGAAGCUGCUGCAAGUAAGAAAUUAUGCUUCACUCAUUGUAAUUUGUAA
Messenger RNA from Pistacia vera, 810 nucleotides. RefSeq names its product class V chitinase-like. The coding region runs from base 1 to 810 and encodes 269 amino acids. Lineage: Eukaryota; Viridiplantae; Streptophyta; Magnoliopsida; Sapindales; Anacardiaceae. The record is from RefSeq and is a predicted model, not a curated record. Gene Ontology annotation, biological process: chitin catabolic process; carbohydrate metabolic process. Gene Ontology annotation, molecular function: chitin binding; chitinase activity. Gene Ontology annotation, cellular component: extracellular region. The transcript has a single exon.